Chroicocephalus ridibundus (black-headed gull) is the source of this 928-nucleotide messenger RNA. It is a transcript of the gene POLR2H, whose product is annotated as RNA polymerase II, I and III subunit H. The record is from RefSeq and is a predicted model, not a curated record. The transcript is spliced from 5 exons. Gene Ontology annotation, cellular component: RNA polymerase I complex; RNA polymerase III complex; RNA polymerase II, core complex. NCBI's taxonomy places the organism in Eukaryota, Metazoa, Chordata, Aves, Charadriiformes, Laridae. The coding region runs from base 66 to 518 and encodes 150 amino acids. Gene Ontology annotation, biological process: DNA-templated transcription.
CGCGGCGGAAGCGGCGCCGCGUCAUUGUCGUGCGCCGGGCGGGAGCGGGGCGCGGGAGCGCCGCCAUGGCCGGGAUCCUCUUCGAGGACAUCUUCGACGUGAAGGACAUCGACCCCGAGGGAAAGAAGUUCGACCGCGUGUCCCGCCUGCACUGCGAGAGUGAGUCCUUCAAGAUGGAUCUCAUCCUGGAUGUGAACAUCCAGAUCUACCCUGUGGACCUCGGGGACAAAUUCCGCCUGGUCAUUGCCAGCACCUUGUACGAAGAUGGCACCCUGGAUGAUGGCGAGUAUAACCCCACUGACGACAGGCCAUCCAGGGCAGACCAGUUCGAGUACGUGAUGUACGGCAAGGUGUACAGGAUCGAGGGGGAUGAGACCUCCACGGAGGCAGCCACGCGCCUCUCUGCCUACGUGUCCUACGGGGGGCUGCUCAUGCGGCUGCAGGGAGACGCAAACAACCUGCACGGGUUUGAAGUGGACUCUCGUGUUUACCUGCUGAUGAAGAAGCUGGCCUUCUAGGAGACCUGCCCUGGGGAUGUUCUGCUGAUGGGCAAACAGGAGCCCUGUGACCCCAAAUUGUGCCCCGGCUUCCACGCUGCCUGGUCCCUCUGGAGCUGGAGGAGGAAAAGAAAGUCCCCCCCUCCUCAUCCCGGCCUCUUCUGAUUCCUGCUGGGAUCCACAGCCCUCUCUUGUAUGGAGAGAGGUGCCUGUCGGCUGAGUGGAGUCUAUGCUGGGUGCUCUGCGGUCCUUGCUGGGCGUCUCCUCCCACCUCUGCCUUCCUAUGCUUCCAGAGCAGGAGCAGACCCGGCUCUGGCUAGGGACAGCUGGAUUGGGACAGCCACCAUCUGCCUCAGGGCUAGGGACCAUCUCCUAAGGAGCCAUCCUGAGGCUGGCCGGGCUUGUUCUUGAUUAAACUGGGAUGUUUUCUA